Molecule: messenger RNA, 5048 nt
Organism: Bombus pascuorum
Lineage: Eukaryota; Metazoa; Arthropoda; Insecta; Hymenoptera; Apidae
Gene: chn
Exons: 8
Coding region: 928-3333 (801 amino acids)
Biological process (GO): regulation of transcription by RNA polymerase II
Molecular function (GO): DNA-binding transcription factor activity, RNA polymerase II-specific; RNA polymerase II transcription regulatory region sequence-specific DNA binding
Source: RefSeq, a predicted model, not a curated record
UUCUACCGCUCGUUUCACUCUCACCGAGAUCGACAACUCCUGGACUUCGAUUCUUCGUGAUCUUUCAUUGUGUCAGUUAGAACUUCCUCGAGUUGAACUGUACUCGGCGUGACCCUCGAUUCUAUCAGUAUGUAACGUGCGUACUGUGCUCGUGCUACGAGGAAUCGAACGAGUGGACGGACCAACGAACGAACCAACCGCGAUCGAUCGGAGAGCGAGAGUGACAGAGUGACUUGAAGAGUGUGACGCGGAACAGGCAUCGAGAGAGGAAACAUGUACCGUGGGCAUCGCGGAACGAAGUUACACGCGUGACCACCGAGAAGAUAGCGACCCUGUCCUCGUGUAGGUAGCUCGAACACUUUAUCCGAAUGUGUGGUGUAUUCUAGCACGAUCCAACUUUAAGAGAAAACGCGUUUCGAAGAAGAAAACGCUGGUUCGCGCGCGAGUGGUUAACGCUAGUAUCACGGUGCGCGGUACGCGUACGAGUGAACUCGAGAAGAGAACAACGAGACGAUAUGCGUCGCGUGUGCGUGUAUCGCUCGCCGGAUCGCGACGAUUACUCGCGUGCUUGCUCGACGUGUGUGCGCGCCUUCGAUCGGCCUACCAGAGGCGGAAGAAACGCAAUGGCCACCGAGAAACGUUCUCACGGAGACCAGAACCGAACCAGUAGAAUUUCUUCGAUCGUAAUGGGAAAUCACCUACGCUUCGUUGCUAUGUGUUUCUGCGCGGCUACUGUGUCUUCCACAGUGCUAUACAGACACCGCUAUAUAUUUAUAAAUGCCUGUGUGUCGCCGUAUGUAUGCCUGUACGCAUGGAGGAGUUGCACGCGCGCGCGCCGACGCCGAGACCCGCUCGCCGUCCUUGGUUAGUCGGUAGGCGAAGGUUUAUUGUUCCAAGGAUAGGGGGUGACCGGCGGUGAGUGGGAAGAUGGAGGGUAGCGGUGCAGGAAUUAGCAGGCUCGACUGCUACGAAGAUAUGUUUAAGGAAAUAACCAGAAAAUUGUACGGUGAAGAUCCUGAUCAUAGAACCUCGAGCGUUCAGAACGAGUUCGAAACUUCUGUAUCGUACAAGACUGAAGAGGAUACCGGAAACGGGACUGAUAGUGAUGAUGGAAACUGGACCUGCGAAGAGGAGCCUUUGAAAGGCACCGAUGGAAGUCGUAUUGCUGCUUAUCACGCUGGAAAAGCGACAUGGAGGUGCUACGAAUGCGGCGAUUUGAUGGGAGGUGGACCACGGGAUGUAGCUGAACACUUCAUGGAACUUCAUUCGUCAAGGAUUCUUGGAGACGAUAGCAGAAACAGACAUCAUUCGCCUUCAAAGGAUUAUCUACAAUCCGAAGAAUUAAAAGUGGAAGAUGUGAUUUCCUACCUGGAAAGGCUGCGUGAACGAGUGGAACGUGUGGCACCACCAUCCAGGAGAACUCAAGAAACGCAAACAGUGCCUGCAGCACUCUUACCUGUCACCUCCACCUUUCUGUUACAAGAAUUACCAUCAGCUCCUGCACCACAGCAUUUGCAUCAGAACACCACAACGAUGUCUUCAGUGACAGUGACACCGAGCGUGAAGCGGUAUAGCUGUCCAUACUGUCCUUAUGGAACGGAUCGCCGCGAUCUGUACACACGACAUGAAAAUAUUCACCGGGAGGAAAAACCGUUUCAUUGCUAUAUCUGUUACAAACCAUUCAACCGCGCUGAUCAUGUGAAAAAGCAUUUCUUAAGAAUGCAUCGCGAGCACGGUUACGAGUUAUCAAGGAUACGCAGACCAGCUGGAUCUAGUCCACCAAAGCCUCUCCAACAAGACGCAGGAACCGCGAAUACUGGAAAUGUGAAUACGAAUGGCCAACCGCAGCAACAGCACACAAAUUACUCGUCAGGAUUUAAUAACACCAAAAAUUACCAGUUGCAGCCGAAUGCUGGUAAUAAUACAGCUACUAACGCGGGGGGAAUUUAUCAAGGAACAUCGAUGCCUGCUCCGGGUAUUAUGCAACCUGAUGCAGCGAACUGCGUCACUGGGAGAAGGGUACAGAAUGGUGGAUGUAACAGCAAGAGCCAUCUUAAAGGAAGCUCUAAAGGUGCUCAGGAACGAAGGUACACUUGUUGCUACUGUUCCUGGAGCGGCGUGGACAACUGGUGUUUGAAACGGCAUCUAAACACACAUUUGAAGCCGUUUGCUUGCACCCUUUGUGAGUAUAAAGCGGCGCGUGCCGAACGCCUAGCCACCCACGUACUCAAGGUGCACAACAGACGGCAAUGCUCAAGGUGCUCGUUCCUUGGCGAAGACGCAGCCCAAUUACAGAUGCACCAGCUGCAUGUGCAUCGAGUCAGCAGUGCUACCGCACCCGCGACCUCUACUACUCAAGCUACACCACCGCCUACUAAUCGCCAUCAACAACCUUUGCAUCCCGCAGGAGGAGGACGGCCACCACCUGGUCCACCAGUUUUUCCAGCUCCAGCUCCAGCCAUAGCACCUGCUACCACUGUGAUACCACCGACAACGAUACUCGGCCACGAGAUGGUAAACUCCCCUGCAACUGCAGCGACAAUGGCGUACCCGACCUUGGAGGAGGAGAGGCGGUCGAGCUGGCACGAGCACGGCCGCGACCACGACCAUCGUCGUCGCCAUCGUCAACACGACGCCAACCAGAUCGUCGAUCACCAUGAAACCGAGAUACUGAGACGCGACCUCGUUUCGUUUUACGCCGUAUACUCGUCGAGCGUUGAGCAACACGACGACCGUCAUGUACACGACGAACCGUGCACCGGUUGUUCCAGUCGUGACUCUACUUCUACUUUACUUAAUCGUGAUUUUGCGCACAGCUACCAUGCCGUUCCCAAAGCGAGCCAGGGACAGUCAGCCACGGAGCCGUCUGAGUUUCCUUGGCUAGGAAACAUCCAGAACAAACCGUACGAGAGGCGACCGAGGAAGCAGAGUCAGCCCAGAAAAGUGACAGGGGUCCAGGAGUUCGAUGACGAGGACACGACUUGUUCUGAGGAGGAGAACCAGGACAAGAAGCUAGAAGAAACAUCCAGUUCUGUAAAGAAGUGUCCAACCAGGGCUAUCACCUUGAUAAAUAUGAAAGCUAGGUAUAGAAAUCAACUGAGUAGAAGAAAGUUGCUCAAGUGUCAUCUAUGCCCCAAAGAUGCACCUGCAAGGGGAUCAAUUUGUUCAGCGUACCACACCAAAGUCUCUCUUAUUCUUCAUAAACUAUGGAGACACAGAAGGAACGAAAUUCUAAACAAUUGGGUAGCUAGGGAUAGUUCGUUGUCACAACUGCCCUCCAUCACGUUGAAGGCGACGGUAUUCACCAACCCUGGAUACGAAUACGACAGAUAACACUCGAUAAUAAAGGCAACAAUGACGAACGAUCGUGCAGAUGGAUCUCGAAAUGCGAAUCUAAAAAGCUGCUUUUCGAUCAGAGGAAAUAUCUUCUCCUUUUAACAAAUUAAUUUUGUAAUAAAAAUAUCUUUUUAUUAUGACAGGCGGAAAUGUUUUUGUAAGAAGUUUUGUUCAGAGGUUGUACAAAGAGGACUUUCCAGAAAGUUAUUAUUAGGAUUUAAUUUGUUCUACUGCUAUUGUACUUAAUCGUAAUAAUAGGGGAUAUUUUUAUUAAAGAUAUUUUUUAUUACAAAGUUAUCGAUCUCAUGGGAGAAAAUAUUUGACGAAAAGGGUUCCGGUGCCUUUCGACAUUCAUCGCUUUAAACUUUAGCUUCCGGAUUCAGGGUAUUUGUAUCGUAUUGGUUAAGAAAUCCGUAGCCUUCGUCUUGUUCGGAGGAUAAUAUCAGAUGCUGUGAAGCGAACGUCCGUUUCUGAGAAAUUAUUCGUGUUCCUAAUCAAGACUUCGGACCACAUCUCGUGUGAAGUUUGAGGGUAUUGAUCGAUUUGAAACGAACGGUCCAUGUUUGGUCGAUGAACUACGGCAAUAGGUGCGGAAACUUUCUCAUAGCCAACGAAACAAUUUUAGAUAGAAAAGAAUUUUGUCGAGGUUGUAGGGAUAAGACGAUAAAGGAGCCUUUCUGCUCUCGAUUAAACCUUUUCCGGACGGGACGAUGAUUCUAAGAAAUUCAAACAGCGAAACAUUUAGCACAUAAGAAGCAACUAAUCGAAAGUACCUUGAGACUCGAGUUUUUAUCCUCCUGAGCACAUUCAUCCGCAUUCCAAUUUAGAUUACCUACGACGAACGUCGCGAAGACCAUAUUUUUCAGAAAAGAUAACAGAUAAAAAAAGAUGACAAAAAAAGAAAUGCAAAUUAAAACGAUGUUAAUGUUGGAUGAUCGUCCCUAAUCGAUGUCUUGUGCGUAUGUCCAUCGUCCGUCUCUGUAAUUACGUAAUUAUUUUCGUUUACUGGUCAGUCGAUUUUGCUAGCCUAAAAUGUAUUUGCGGUGGGGCUGUGUCUAGUCAAAAAAAAGAAAAAGAAGAAGAAAAAGAAAAAAAAGGAAAAAAAAUAGAAAAAUAGAAAAAAAAGACGAAGGAAAGAAAUGAUUGAGACACGCGAGUCACGAAAUUUGUGCCUAGCCGUCAGACAAGCACCAUAUUUAUAUAAGGGAUAUUUGUACAAAAAAACAUCUUGUUUACGUUAUUAUAUGAAAUAUAUUAUGGUUAUUGUACUUAAGCAGGGGACGUGAGAAGCCCAGGCAACUGUAGACUCUCAGAGAACAUCCAUCCCAUCUGUUAUUUCUUUGAGAUUCUGCGAUUUCUGGCUUUUCAUUUUACACUCCCUUCCAUUUAAGCAUACGAGCACAAAUGGAAAAGCAUUAAAUUGUAUUUCUUUUAUAGUGAUCGCAAACCGUGUCUUUCAAAUCAUUAACUUUAACGUUCUAAUUUUCUUGCAAUCUUUAUGUAUUAUUAUUAUUCAUUUUUCUAAUUGGUAGCAGAAGUCGUAAUCUUUUAUUAUUGCAAAGAUAAUUUUCAAACUUUUUGUUCCGUACUAAACUAAUUGCUGCAAUACGUUAAUUCAAGUACUAUAAAAUUCGAGAGAUGUUCUGAGAAAAAUUAUUUCAAUUAAAAAGAUUAUAAUCGUAUGUGAAGUGAAAUAAAAUAUGUUGAAGUCA